UGGCGCGCGAAGCCGGUCACGGCGGACGUAUCGAACGGGUGCUCUCGAGCGAGUUCAUAGUAGCCUCCGUUGUUUGGACAAGUGCUAAGUUGAUCGUUUUAUGACGUGAUACAGCUCGUUGACGUUCGGCCUGUUGGCAUUAUGUACAAAUUAACCGUUCGACUUUUAAAUUCUGUGUGUUGUUUUUGAACGUUUUGGAUUUUUUUUUGGAGUGCUGUGACUUUUUUUGGAGUGUUCCAAUUUUAAAAAGAAUGACGCCGCAAGAGGAGCGGGAGAGUGCGCGAGGGGCGGAGAUAGCAGACGCGUUUGAGGACGAGAUGUUCGGUCCUCCGCGGACGGAGCCCGCCGCCCGGCCCAAGCUCUCCAUGAUAUCCGCCCGCCUCCGCGCCAACGAGGAGCGCAAGCGGGUCAUCGAGAUCUGCUCCCAAAAACUAGAAAAUAUCGAGGACCCCGCGCGCGACCUUCGCCGCUCCGUCUGCAUCAAUAACACAUACUGUCGCUUGAGCGAGGAAGCGCGCCGCGAGAAGGAGGCGAGAAGAAGGCGCGCGCGCGAGGAAUGCGACGACUCCUGGGUCGGCAAAAAAGCGAGGCGGGCCGUCGAAGACGAGUGCCUCGCGUUACUGGACGCCAUUCCUGAGCUUGGAGACGCGAACCUUGGCUGCGCGCAGCUGGCGAGGCAGAUGCCGCGCCAGGACGUGCCCCUGCUGCCGCCGGGCCUGCUCACGGUGCUGGACUCAUGACCGCGUCGCAGCGCGCCCCUGCAUGCCCCCCUGUGAUGCGCCCCGUGCGCCCCGACGCCCGCGGGCCCGCACGCCGCCGCCCGCGCUCGCGGCCAGCCCGCCGAGAGCGAGGUGUCACUUGUUACCCGGAACGGACGCUCCGCGUUUAGCGAAUACCUUGUUGUUUAAGAGUACUUACUUUGUUAGCGAGUUUUUUUUUUAUUAUUUAGUGAAAGUUGCUCAGGCGCUGCCGAUGGGCGCGGUCCAAUUAGUGUUCAAUGAUUAUUUUUACUAUCAGAGAACUCGGAGUGCUUUGUCCGCUGUCAACGCGUCAUGUGUGAGACGCGUGUACUGAAGUUAUGGAAGUUAUCGUUUUUAUUGAAGGAUUAGCUAAUAAGCGAUAAUUAUGUUACAUUAUUGUACUUUAAAUGAUAGUGAUUUAAGAGAUAGUGCAAAACGACUGGGAACGGUUGCGUUGAAGCUCCACAAUACUCUUCGUCUAGAUGUAGGUAACGGUUUAUAUCACUUUAAACGUUAUACACAUUUGUUGUAAUCGCUAUCGCUUCGUAGCACAAACAUAGCGUGCUCGGACGGCCGGUUCAUUAUUGUGAGCCGUUCGGCGAGUAGGCAUCAAAUUACUCUACUACACUAACACGCCUCUGUGAAUGAACUGAUUCAGCGUUUAAUUACUUUCCGAAUAAAUAUUGAUGUGCCGUCGAGAGUAUAUAAAUCGUUUAAAGAAUUUAGUGAAAGGUGAAAACAAAAAUAUUGUCGAGUUUGGUGCGCGGCGCUGAUGGGACUGGCCGAGGUUGGCGCGACAUUGGGCCAAUAUACUUGGCCGCCAACACGCGAAUGCUCGGCGAUGCAUUUUAGACAAGUCUGACUUUUGAGUUUUGUUAAAUAUUAUCGCUUAAAUAAGUUUAUUUUAUAUUUUCGUUUUAGUUCGGUUACCUGAUGUCACCAUUUAUGCUUUUGUUACCAUUAUGAUAAUUUGGUUGAACCUUCCGAGUUUAGGUUACAUAAUCCGCGGUUGUUGUUUAUUUAAUUUUUGUAAGAAUGCGAGAAUUUAAUAUAACCGUUAUCGGAUGUGCAAUGAGUUCGUAUUUAAUGUGCAAUUCGGAUGAACAAAAACGAAGUUCCUUUUCUUUUGAAAUCUUAAUUGUCGCAAAAUAUAUUGGUAGUGGCCCGUUUCGCCCCCUCUGAAUAGUAAAUAGGUAGGAGGGUGGGAGGGGGGA
Messenger RNA from Ostrinia nubilalis (European corn borer), 1954 nucleotides. RefSeq lists its product as uncharacterized. The transcript is spliced from 2 exons. The record is from RefSeq and is a predicted model, not a curated record. Lineage: Eukaryota; Metazoa; Arthropoda; Insecta; Lepidoptera; Crambidae. Bases 252 to 740 code for a protein of 162 amino acids.